Molecule: messenger RNA, 931 nt
Organism: Microdochium trichocladiopsis
Lineage: Eukaryota; Fungi; Ascomycota; Sordariomycetes; Xylariales; Microdochiaceae
Exons: 1
Coding region: 260-730 (156 amino acids)
Source: RefSeq, a predicted model, not a curated record
GCAGGACUGAAGGCCUGCAAUGUAUAAAUAAACCGGGCGUGGCCUCCUGGUUACGGCUCUGUUUUGCGAACAUGAACAGCAGAUCAACUAGUCGAAGACGGUGAUAACAGAGCGAGGAACAGACCUUGGUCUUCCCGUACACCUGCUCAGUUCACUGCAGAAAUCCAAAAGUCCUGCAGCUCAAAAGCGAAACGUCCAGCACAAACUCUCGCGGAUUGGGCAGAUUCAGACACCAGCGAUUACUUAUCAAGACUCCGACAUGGUUCGAAUCGAGAACUCCGUCUUCAUUGCCGCGCCGGCCUCCACGGUGUGGGCGAUUAUCACCGACUUCGCCUCGUACGGUGAAUGGAAUAGCUUCAUCACGGCUGUUGCAUCACCGGUUCCCCUGUCCGAAACCACCGUCGGCACACCCACAACCAUCACCGUCGCGCCCACGCAGCCGGGCGGCAAGCCGGCACAGUACCACAACACCAUCUCCGUGUUCAACCCGGGCCGGGAGAUGCGGUGGUGGGGCACCAUGGUCCACUCGGCCAUCUUCCGGGCCGAGCACUGGUGCACACUCGAGGAGACUACCGUCGAUGGGGUCAAGGGCACCAAGUUCACCCAGGGCGAGAAGUUCACCGGGUGCUUGCCUCCUCUCGCGAACGCACUCUCCAGCGCAUUCAAGGAUUUGGAACAGGGCCAUCUGCGUAUGAACGCAGAGCUGAAGCGGUAUGCCGAGGGAAAGUGAUUUGAGGCACACUCGUCGCUAGGAUACUUUGCUAAUACAUUGGGUUUUAAUAUCGUUAAUUUUGUGACUGGCGAAGAUGAGAUUGUUAUAGAGCGCGGGAGGGGUUCUAUCUAAGCAAUAACAGUUUAAAAAUCCCUGAGCAUUUUUUAACUUUAUUUCCAUCGCCAUUUCCGAUGGCUUGAAUGAUUUUUCCAUAGCCGU